AUGCCAGGGCCCAAGGAAGCAAAGACAAGUGAGAUCAAUCACUACCUCUAUCCCCUUGUCAUGGAACACAACCAGUUGUAUGGUGGUGUAGUGAUGCCUACCAUACAGUGCUCAUCUGGUGCUCUUGUCCGUGCUGCCCUUCUUCUUGUUGCCUGCAACAUCCCUGCUGCCCAUAAGACUUGUGGGUUCAUCUCUCAUUCAAGCACUUGUGCAUGCAAUAAGUGCAACCAACAGUUCCCUCGCCUUCCAGACUCCAAUGCUGUGGACUACUCUGGGUUUGUGUUUUCUGAGUGGGUGUCUCGCACUGAUGCUGAAAACCGCUGUGAUGCCAAGUUGUGGAGAAUGGCCAGCAGUGAUGCACAGAGAAAGAGAUUGGAGAGGGAAAAUGGUGUCCGAUGGUCAGAAUUGCAUGAUCUAGUUUACUUUAACCUCAUGGAGUGCACUGUCAUCAAUCCGAUGCACAACCUGUACCUUGGAACAGCAAAGAGGAUAAUAGAGAAAUGGAGAUCUUCAGGUCUCAUCACAGAUGCACACUUGGCCAAAAUGCAGUUGGAUGCUGACAAGCUUGUAUUGCCAGAGGACUACAUGCCAUUAGAGACAAAGAUCGGGCGUGGCUUCCCAUUCAUGAAGGCUGACAAGUGA
This is a messenger RNA of Phycomyces blakesleeanus NRRL 1555(-), 642 nucleotides long. RefSeq lists its product as hypothetical. The transcript has a single exon. The coding region runs from base 1 to 642 and encodes 213 amino acids. The record is from RefSeq and is a predicted model, not a curated record. Lineage: Eukaryota; Fungi; Mucoromycota; Mucoromycetes; Mucorales; Phycomycetaceae.